AGCAAGCUACCGUUGUUGAGCAGCUGAUUUCCAUAACCAGGAAUGCUGGGAUAAAGGCUGGUGGAGAAGCAUGGACAUGUGCUUGGGCUCCAGAUAACUCGUACUUUGCAUGGUCAAGUGGUCACCACAUAUUGCAUUUAAUACCUUUCGACUGUAAGAAAGGAAAACAGCACAGCAAAGGUGACAGUGAAGGAUUAAAGAAUCGAAAGUUUCAUGUUAUUGAUUGUGGUGAAAACAUCUGGUCUGUUGCAUUUGGAUCAGGCUUCUCUCACAGAGAGUCCAGCUGCAAUGUUUACAGACACUGUCACUUUGAUGAAGACCUGAUUGUUGCUACUGGCUUGGCAAAUGGCAGAAUCAAGUUGUGGAAUUGUUUCACAGGUUCUUUAAUAAUUGAUCUUCUAGAUCAUCGGGAUACAGUCAGAUGUUUAGAUUUUACUAGAGAUGGCACAUUGCAGCUACUUUCUGCAUCUCUUGAUGGCUCGCUCAAAUGGUGGGAUUUACCCAAUGAAGGAAACUUAUACAGUACUUUUAAAUCUCUGACAUCCAAACUUUGUGGGUGUCGCUUUGCACCAAAUGGUAACUUCAUUGCUGCUGUUGGGAGUAACAAAACGGUAUACCUGUGGACUAAUGCCAAACUGAACACUCACCCAUAUAAACUGGAAGGACACUGCAACGAUGUAGUUGGCUGUGACUUUAGCCCUGAUUCAGCUCUACUAAUAACUGCAGCAUUCGAUACCAAAGUCAUUGUUUGGGACACUUAUACUCUGCAAAAAAUCUGGACUUUUGGACAUAUGCAUCCAAGCCCGAGGCUGAUAUUUGCUGGUGGUGCAAAUGAUCAUUAUGUUCGCGGCGUUACCUUCUGCAGAAAUGGCUCCACCAUUGCAUCUGUCUGUGAUGAUGGGUAUGUACGAUUUUGGAACACUGAGGACCUUGGCGAUCCAGUUGUCAUAAAACAUGUUCCUGAGCCUUUGUCGUGUCAGUUUUCUCCAAAUGGAAGUGUUCUUGCUGUUGGAUUGCGAUGUGGAGAUGUCAUAUUUCUUUCAGCAUCACAGACUGCUCCUAGUCUUUUACAGCUUUCCAGACAAGUUAUUCGUAAGCAGACAAAUCCAGAAAACAUUACCAGUCUUCAGAUUCCCAAAGUGUUGAUUGAUUAUCUCAGUUAUUAUGAUUUUCCUCAGCGCAGUUUAGCUUGA
Molecule: messenger RNA, 1193 nt
Organism: Candidula unifasciata
Lineage: Eukaryota; Metazoa; Mollusca; Gastropoda; Stylommatophora; Geomitridae
Source: the annotation of a GenBank genome assembly